AUGCAGAUGGACGACGCGUUUAGGGUUCACGUAAAAAAACCGCUGCCACAUUUACAUGACGAUGUCUUGCCCUACCUCACCUUGUCGAAGAGUAAGCAAGUACAAGUAAUCACUCUGAAAGAGCUGUGGCACUACUUCGGGUUCGCUCGUAGUGACGACGACGAUUUUCGACGUAAGCAACACCAGAAAUUGUCUACAAGUUUACAACAUUGA
Molecule: messenger RNA, 213 nt
Organism: Macrosiphum euphorbiae (potato aphid)
Lineage: Eukaryota; Metazoa; Arthropoda; Insecta; Hemiptera; Aphididae
Source: the annotation of a GenBank genome assembly